This is a messenger RNA of Onychomys torridus (southern grasshopper mouse), 1601 nucleotides long. RefSeq names its product dipeptidase 2-like. Gene Ontology annotation, molecular function: metallodipeptidase activity. The record is from RefSeq and is a predicted model, not a curated record. The coding region runs from base 61 to 1509 and encodes 482 amino acids. Gene Ontology annotation, biological process: proteolysis. NCBI's taxonomy places the organism in Eukaryota, Metazoa, Chordata, Mammalia, Rodentia, Cricetidae. The transcript is spliced from 10 exons.
UCGGUGCGACCGUCAGGCCGUGCUCGCUUGCAGGCUGUGCUCGCUUGCCCCGCCCUGAGCAUGAUGCCGCUGGCGGGCCUCGAGAGUCACCAGAUGCUUUCGGUGUUCCUGUUGGGGCUGCUGCUGUUCGGGCCUUCACAGUCUCAAACAUCCACCCAGGCCGAACCUGGCAUCUUUGGUGCUUCCAAUGCACCAAGCGCCCCCAAAGCCCUCACCAAGCCCGACGGCACUUCCAGCACCCCAACCACUGUGGGCAACUCCAGUUUCCCAGACCUGCGAGAUCACGUGAGAGCACUGAUGCAAGACUUCCCGCUUAUAGACGGCCACAACGACCUGCCUCUCGUCCUGAGACAAUUUUACCGGAAUGGGCUGCGGGAUGCUAACCUGAGAAACUUCACCCAUGGCCAGACCAGCCUGAAUAGGCUUAGAGAUGCCUUUGUGGGAGCUCAGUUCUGGUCCGCUUACGUACCAUGCCAGACCCAGGACCGGGAUGCCUUACGUCUCACAAUGGAGCAGAUUGACCUCAUUCACAGUAUGUGUGCCUCUUAUUCUGAGCUGGAACUUGUGACCUCACUUAAAGCUCUGAACAGCACCCAGAAAUUGGCCUGCCUCAUUGGUGUGGAGGGUGGCCACUCACUAGAUAACAGCCUCUCUGUGCUUCGAAGUUUCUACCAGUUGGGGGUGCGCUACCUGACGCUCACACAUACCUGCAAUACACCCUGGGCAGAGAGCUCAUCUAAGGGCGUCCACUCAUUCUACAGCACUGUCAAAGGAUUGACCAGCUUUGGUGAAAAGGUGGUGGCAGAAAUGAAUCGCUUGGGGAUGAUGGUUGAUUUGUCCCAUGUCUCGGAUGCUACUGCACGGCGGGCCUUGGAAGUCUCACAGGCACCUGUGAUCUUCUCCCACUCGGCUGCCAGGGGUGUGUGCGGAAAUGCUCGGAAUCUUCCUGAUGACAUCCUGCUGCUUCUGAGGAAGAACGGCGGCGUCGUGAUGGUGACAUUCUCUGUAGGGGUUUUGCAGUGUAACCCGUUAGCCAAUGUAUCCACGGUAGCAGAUCACUUUGACCACAUCAAGGCAGUCAUUGGAUCUGAGUUCAUCGGGAUUGGUGGAGAUUAUGACGGCACUGCACAGUUCCCUCAGGGGCUGGAGGACGUGUCUACAUACCCAGUGCUCAUAGAGGAGCUGCUGAGACGGGGCUGGAGUGAACAAGAGCUGCAAGGUGUCCUUCGAGGAAACCUGCUUCGGGUCUUCGGACAGGUGGAACAGGUACGGGAGAAAAACAGAUGGCAAAGUCCUUUGGAGGACACUAUUCCAGAGGAGCAGCUGGACAGUGCCUGUCACUCUGUCUUGCCACAUCGGCGCCAGAAACAGUAUCAAGGAGAGGACCAAUCAGAGAUCACAACACAUCAUAUGCUCAAGUUAUCAUCUGGGUGUUCACACUCAAAAUCUUCUCCCUACAUAGUGCCAAGCCUCACCAUUGUUGCAACCUUUUUAGGCUUUAUUGUAUGACUUUGAUGGUCCAUGCAGUCCUCCCAGAUACCAUUCUGGUACCCUGGAUCCUCCUCUGCUUGUGCAGGGGCAAACAUUUUCUGGAAGUAAAU